Messenger RNA from Ornithorhynchus anatinus (platypus), 1918 nucleotides. RefSeq names its product family with sequence similarity 131 member C (gene FAM131C). NCBI's taxonomy places the organism in Eukaryota, Metazoa, Chordata, Mammalia, Monotremata, Ornithorhynchidae. The record is from RefSeq and is a predicted model, not a curated record.
AUGCAGGAAGGAAAACAGAUGGAUUUCUGUUGGGAUCCCUGGCAGAGGUGCUUCAAGACCUCCAACCUCAUCCUCUCGGAGUCCCAAUCCUGCUCUGGCAACUACAAUGUGGCCGCGCUGGCAACCUCCUCCUUGGUGGGGGUCGUCCAGAGCAUCAAGGACCACAUCACCAAGCCCACGGCCAUGGCUCGGGGCCGCGUUGCCCACCUCAUCGAGUGGAAGGGCUGGAGCGCCUCUGGAGCGGGUGACCCCUCGCUGGCUGAGGAAGAACACUACUGUCACCUUCCCGAUGAGCUGCGGGAGGCCCGCUUUGCAGCAGGGGUGGCCGAGCAGUUUGCCAUCACAGAAGCCACACUGAGCGCCUGGUCCUCGCUGGAUGAUGACUCGAUGCUCUACGGGGACCGCUACGGAGACCACUACGGGGACCAUUCCCAGGAUGCCAUUCAGCUUCAAGACCUGGAGAACAACUUCCUGCAAGACAGCCUGCAGCGUGCCACCCGGAGGGAGGAUAACUCCACCCUACACAGCAGCCUACAGGCCUUCUCCUCUUCCCUCACCUCCCCACUCCCCCAGGCCCACGCUUUGACUGGGGAAUGGGACUUGUGUGCCAGGGGGCCCCGGUGGGGCCUGGAGCACCAGAGAUCCCAGCCAGAGGGUCUGGAGAAGCAGGAAUGGCAGUCAGAGUCCGCCCUCCCCUGGCCCGCAUGGACAGUGGUGACGUCCAGCUCCACUGACCCAGCUUCCUCCGCUACGUGGACAGCAGUUCCCUCUCGGAGGAUGAAGUGUUCUAUAACUGAGGCCCGGGGCACAGGGGGAGGGGCAGUAGGGUAAUGAAGGUGGGAUCCCACCCAGGGGCCUGGAAAGGCCAGCGGGGCUGACUAGCUGGGGUCUGGGACCUAGUCGUGGUGCCUCCAACUAGAGCCGUGUCCCGGGGCUCCAGCACGGGAGUGCUGCAUGCCAGCGGGAACCCCUCCUGGCCUGCCAGGUAGUGAGUGGGGAUCCAUGUCUGGGCAGUACCUCAGUUACCCCAAUCCUCUGGCUCGGGACAAGGAAAACCCCUAUGAGGGGGUCUGGUCUUGCCUUCUGGACCCAGAAGACCACACGAGUCCCUUGCCUUCUCUAAGGAAGAUGGGAAGAAGGGCAAGCAGGGAACAGGAUGGGAAUUCCAAAGUUCCUGGUAAUCGGUGCCUCAGUUUACCCCCCAGAUCAUGAGAGUCAAGCUCUCUCCUCCACCCCUUUGUCCCAGGAGUGGAGGUGAAGGGAAGCAGGAUUUGUGAGCCACCCCCCACAGCUCCCCAUGUUCCUCUCUCCAGGAGUGGAGGGUUAAGGGAAGCAGGAUUUGUGAGCUGCCCCUCCCAGCUCUCUAUUUUCCUUCCCUCUCCCUAUGGGUGCUCUUACCCCUCCCCACUUUGAUGCCACGAAGAGGAGUCACUAAACAGAGCCUCUCUUACACUCGGGAUUUUGCCCCGGCACAAACCUUCCCUGCCAGAUGCUGUUUAACAGCCAGUGACUGGGGCAUAGGGGUCACUGGGAGCCCACUCUCCUGGAUCCCAUGCCUGACUCUGUCCCUGCAGCUGGCAGGUUUUCCGGGAGAGACUUCUCCCCUGCCUCACCCUGUGACUCCUGUCUCCAAAAUGCCCCCCACACAUCCCGGGUAGUUGAGACCCUCCCUCCCUCUCCAUGACACUUCACUGUGACCGUCCGUCCAUCUGUCCCUGCCCUCCCUCUCUGAAAGCGCCUCCUUGGUCUCCCGAGGUCUGUACACGUUACACGUGGCUCCCACCCCCCUACCCUUACCAUGACCCGCUGACCACUCGGCUGGGGCCUGGGGUGAGUAGUCCCUGCUCCUGCUCACGGCGGUGUCUCCCUCCCUUCCCCUUGAUGUUCUCUGAAGACAUUAAAGUGGCUGGUGGAUUAA